AUGGAGGCCCCAAUCGUCAGGCUUCCGGAUAAAAUUCGCAAAAACAUCAUGCAGUAUCUACCACAAAACUCUAUUCUUGCAAUUCGCAAGACUUGCAGGAAGUUGUACUGGGGAAAAGACCUUAACAAGGCGCCAGAGGGUGCACACAAGAGACCGUGCCCCGAUAAUACUCCUGAACCCUCGCAUAAAAAGCCCAAGCGACGUCCUGGUCGGCGGGUGAAGAACCCCGGCGACGGCAAGGACAAAUACAGGGCUAAUGCUAAUGAGGCCACAAAAGCGAAAAAUAGAAAGGAGGAUGAAGAGAUUGAGGCGCUCGAAAAGCUCAUCCCACGUCGUCGUAUGGAGUGUGAAGCGAGAAAAUUGGUGCACUUGCAACUGAGACAAGAAGCGACCAAUCUGACCAAUUUAUUAGAGAAUGUGAGGAUGAUGAAUCCCACGCUAGGCAGCCCACCGCCUGCACGGGAAAGGCUACGUCAGCUUCAAGAUGGAGGGCCUAUUUGGCAAUGGGGUUGGCACGCCGAUGUUGCUAAGUGGGAGUGGUUUCGAAUUCAAUACCCGCUAGCCACCCCCUUCGAGCAAUGGGAGUCAGACAAGGGUUUCCAGCAACAAUGGCCGCAACUGUUCGGGCUUCCGGCACCGAAUCCUACUCAGCAAGACCUGAAUAGGAAGUACCUCCUCCCUUUGAGGGAUCUUUGGCACUGGGGUUUUAACGAAAAUGUGUGUAGAUGGGAGUGGUAUCGGACGCAUUAUGACCAUUUCGGUCCCUCCUUUGUGCAAUGGGAGUCAGACACGACCUUCACAACACGAUGUGACUGGUUCUUUAAGGUCGCGCCCCAUGUGGCCACCCUGGCUGACAAGCAGAGAGGCAAACAUCUGUUUACGUUUGAACGGGAAUAUUGGACUUGGGGCUGGAAUCCCAACGCUGGCCACUCUGGUCGCUUUGAGUGGUAUUUCCAGCACGUCAAGCAGGGCUACGCCCCGGUGAAGCAGUGGGAGUCAGACCAAGACUUUUUCGAACGUCAUUUAUGGGUUCAUAGGCUUCCGGGUCAAUAAGCAUCGCCCCUCUUCCGCUCAGAGAACCGCGACAUAUCUCGGAAGACUACACGUAAUAGCCCCAGGAUGAUUACGACCACUAUAGGACAAGCUACGCCUCUCGUCGCGAAAACUACAGCCAACUUAACAAGAGAACAAAAGGAGCAUUCCUCAGCUACGAAAAGCAGAACAAGCGCAGAAGGGACUUGAAAAUUUGAAAGCUCAUCCCUUUCUAGAAGACAAACACAAAAAAAAAAUUAAAACAUCCAACUAAAAGAACUAAGAAAAAGCUGCUUUUAUGUUUUUAUCGAACGGAACAGGAGAGGAGAGACACUGCAAGUGCCUGAGGGAUUGUAACGAGACCCCGGUUGCUAGAUCAAGACAGUGCGGGAUGUGUAGUUUUUUCUUUCUCUUCUUAGGGCCUCGGUGGCCUCUACGUGGUCUAUACUACUACACAGAGGCUCACGAAGGCGAGGCAGUCUUUCUAUAGUAUCC
Mytilinidion resinicola is the source of this 1527-nucleotide messenger RNA. RefSeq lists its product as uncharacterized. Lineage: Eukaryota; Fungi; Ascomycota; Dothideomycetes; Mytilinidiales; Mytilinidiaceae. The record is from RefSeq and is a predicted model, not a curated record. The transcript has a single exon. Gene Ontology annotation, molecular function: protein binding. The coding region runs from base 1 to 1053 and encodes 350 amino acids.